Molecule: messenger RNA, 3499 nt
Organism: Fundulus heteroclitus (mummichog)
Lineage: Eukaryota; Metazoa; Chordata; Actinopteri; Cyprinodontiformes; Fundulidae
Exons: 2
Coding region: 1-3492 (1163 amino acids)
Molecular function (GO): protein binding; GTP binding
Source: RefSeq, a predicted model, not a curated record
AUGCCCCAUGUCAUGAUGAAGGGCUUUGAGAACUGUAGGCCGCAGAUCUUGAGGAAGAAAAAGUUGGAAAGAUUAACACCGUGGGACACUGAUGACUUAAAAAAAGACAAAAGAGAAACCUCACAACCAAACAGUGACUUUGAGAUAGUUGCUUCUGAAUCAAUUGACGACAAAUCUUCAGCCCUGGAUGUUAAAGCAUCUUUAAAAGCAAGUUUCUUAAGCGGACUGGUUAAGGUUGAAGGAUCGGCCAAAUACCUCAAUGAUCAGAUGACAUCCAAAAAUCAAGCCAGAGUCACACUGAAAUACAAAACCACCACAAAGUUCCAACAACUGUCAAUUAAUCUUCUCGGAAGAGGAAAAGUAAAGCAUCCAUAUGUUUUCGAGAAUAAAAUAGCAACACAUGUGGUGAUCGGCAUUCUUUAUGGAGCUCAAGCAUUUUUUGUCUUUGAGCAAGAAAAAUCUGAGAAAGAAAGUCAUCAAGACAUUCAGGGCAACUUGAAAGUGAUGAUUGAGAAGAUUCCAUGCCUAUCCAUUGACGGUGCAGGUUCCUUAAAACUGGAAGAUAAAGACACUGAAAAAAUGAAGAAAUUAUCUUGCAAAUUCCACGGAGACUUCCAGCUUGAGAAGACUCCAACAACCUUUCAGGAUGCAGUAGAAGUCUACCAAAGCCUGCCCAGGCUGCUGGGAACCAAAGGAGAGAAUGCUGUACCAAUCAAGGUCUGGUUGCUGCCUCUGACAAACCUAGAUUCAGCUGCAGCUAAACUUGUUCGUGAAAUAAGCAUAGGAUUAGUUCAAGAAGUGCAAAGUGUCCUGGAGGAGCUAAGUGAGCUGGAUAUGAGGUGCAAUGACGCAAUGAGAAACAUCACAACGCAGCAGUUUCCGCAGAUUGGUAAAAAACUCAAAAGUUUUAAAAACAUGUGCUCUGAGUUCAGGCUUGGAUUUCAACAAACAUUAGCAAAGAAACUUCCAUCAAUCCGAGGAGGUGGAGAAGAAGAGUCUGAGCUUGCAGAUAUCUUGAAGAAGAGGCAUUCCUCACCUUUCAACAGCAAAAACCUAAACGAGUGGAUGGACUGCAAAGAGAGGGAAAUAUAUAUGGUGAAAUCUUUCACCAGGAUGAUGAAAAACACCAAAAUCGUCCCGUCUCAAAACAGCCUUCACGAGGAGAUUCUCAAUGCAGAACAUGCCUUGUGUUUUGUCUUCACCUCACUGGAACGUGAUGAGCCAUUCCUCUCUGUUUUGUCCAACUACCUCAAAGGAAGAACCAAGACUGAAAAUGUUGAGAAGGUACAGUGGUACCUGCUAAACUCCCUGGUAGAUGAGAUGAGAACAAAGGUGAAACUCUUCAGUGAUUUUGCAGAGGCCAACAAUGACAAUAAGAGCACAACAUUCCUGACAGUGGGUUUAACGGAUGACAAUCAUGAAGGUUCAACCAUCUACCUCUAUAAAGAUGGAUUUUCUGUCAGUAAGAACUUUGAGCCUCCAUCUAAGCCUGAUAGUGUGACAGCAGCAGACAUAAACCACACCAGUGUGAUCCUGAACAUUUCCCCUCCAUCAUUUGGAGCAGAGAACGUCACCUCCUACUCCGUUGAGUACUGUGUCUGUGGAGAAGAUGAGUGGAAGCAAACGAUAGAACCAAAGUCUGCUGAAAUCACGGUGAUCCACCUGAAGCCAAACACUGAAUAUAUGUUCAGGUGCAGAGCAGUGGCCUCAGCAGGCGUUGGACCAGCCAAUGAAAUCAAUGAUCCCAUUAAAACGUUACCCUGCAGUCCUCCUGGAGAGUGUCAAGUUGAACCAAACUAUUCUAAAAUUUCUCUUAGUUGGGAGAAACCUGCUGAGCUCGGAUCAGACGUUCAAAUACUGAGCUACAUUGUUGAAUACGCAAGCACAGCCAACAGUUCAGAGGUAGAAGGUCUCCUUUGGAACCAAACAAGGUCAAGUGGCCAAAAGGCCAUAAUUUCAGGUCUUCACUCAGAGACACAGUAUGCAGUCAGGGUCAGAUGUGACUGUGGUGGAGCCGGCAGAAGCAAGGAAAACAAGAUUGUUACAGUUUGGACAACAAAGGGGCUUGCUUAUGAUCUGAAAGCCAUUAGCAAGAAAAUAAACUCAAGUCUCCCAUCAGUUUAUGAAUUCCCACUGAGGGAGGAUAAGAUGUACAUAGAUGGCUGCAGAAGGUUUAUAUUUGGUGAAAAAAGUCCAAGGCCCAACCGUACCAUCAUGCUGCUUGGAGCAACUGGAUCAGGGAAGUCCAUUCUUAUCAAUAGAAUGAUCAACUACAUGGUUGGUGUAGAGUGGAACGACAGUUUCAGAUUUAAAUUAAUCAAUGAAGAUUCAUCAAGAUCCCAAGCUCACAGUCAGACCUCAGAAGUCACCGUGUAUGAAAUCUACCACCAGGAUGGGUUUAAAAUCCCUUACUCCCUGACGGUGAUAGAUACUCCAGGCUUUGGAGACACCAGAGGCAUUGACAGAGACAGGGAGAUCACACAGCAGCUCCACAACCUCUUCACUAGCAAGGACGGUGUCAGUGAAAUAGAUGAUGUGUGCUUUGUAGCUCAGGCUGCUUUAGCCCGUCUCACACCAACACAGAAAUAUGUCUUUGACUCCAUUCUCUCCAUCUUUGGCAAAGAUAUAGCAGAGAACAUCAGGAUCCUGGUGACGUUUGCAGAUGGUCAGAAGCCACCGGUUCUGGCAGGGAUCCUAGAGUCAGGCGUUCCUUGUCCUAAAGAUGCAAAAGGUCUGCCGGUUCUCUUCAAAUUUAACAACUCUGCUCUGUUUGCGGACAAUAAAUCUUCUGCAGUGGACAACUUGAGCGGGGACGAUGAUGAAGAAAACUUUGAUAAGAUGUUUUGGAACAUGGGAACAAAAAGCAUGAAAAGGUUUUUUGCUGCUCUGAAUCAAAUAAAAACCAAAAGCUUGGUUCUCACCAAGCAGGUCCUGAGAGAAAGAAAACAGCUGGAGGUUUUAGUUGAGAAUCUGCAGAUUCAGGUUAGACUUGUUUUAGCCAAACUGGAGGAGAUCAGGGAGACGAGAGCGAAAAUUAAGGAGCAUGAAGCAGAGAUCAGUAGAAAUGAGAACUUUGAGUUUGAGGUCCGCGUUCAAAAGCCUAAUCUGUACAGAUGGAUAUCUGAGAGACGAACAGUGAAAGAGCUGAAAGAAAACUAUGAAAAAGCCACAUUGCAGAAGAUGACUGUUGAGGGACUGAUGAGGAAACUAAAGGGUGAAUACGAUAUCAUGGAGGAUGAGGUGAACAAGUUAAUGGAGAAGUCGGCCAAGUGUCUGAACAGACUGAAGGAGAUAGCGCUGAAGACAAAUCCUCUCUCCACUCCAGAUUACAUUGAGAUGCUCAUUGAAGGAGAGAAACAGGAGGCCAAACCGGGCUGGAAACAACGGGUCGAGUCACUGAUAAAAAUGAAACAAAAAGCAGAGUACAUGGCUAAAGUGGAGAAAGGAGAAAAACCUCUAAUCCGUGAAGCAUCAAUUGAUGUUACUCCUUAAAUCAAGA